Sabethes cyaneus is the source of this 1240-nucleotide messenger RNA. It is a transcript of the gene Cpsf5, whose product is annotated as cleavage and polyadenylation specificity factor subunit 5. NCBI's taxonomy places the organism in Eukaryota, Metazoa, Arthropoda, Insecta, Diptera, Culicidae. Gene Ontology annotation, cellular component: mRNA cleavage factor complex. Gene Ontology annotation, molecular function: mRNA binding. Bases 225 to 917 code for a protein of 230 amino acids. The record is from RefSeq and is a predicted model, not a curated record. The transcript is spliced from 6 exons.
GGAUAGUGGAUUGUCGAUUACCGCAGUGAAGUAGUGAAGUUGUUGGAAAAAAGUGCGAAUUGUUGAAAAGUUGUUUAUUUCUAAGCAGUUUUUUUUAUCGAGAUACAUGUUGGGACAGAUUGUAAACGAACAGCGCAACUACUGAAGGUUUAAUUAUUGCAUUAAGUCAUAAAAACUAUUCUGCGGGGAAGCGUAGCGAAACCAGCUAAAAGAUAAAAUCAAAGAUGGCAGCUCAGUCCAUCAACAAAACCGGCUCCGGUUGGCCACGACGAACAAGCCAGGGUACGAUGAACGAUAUUGCUAAACCACAGAGUAAUCAGUCAAUGACGCUGAACCGAACAAUUAAUCUUUAUCCUCUGACAAAUUACACGUUUGGCACGAAAGAGCCUCUGUUUGAAAAGGAUCCUUCUGUACCGGCUCGAUUCCAACGGAUGCGUGACGAGUUCGACAAAAUAGGAAUGCGUCGCUCGGUGGAAGGAGUUUUGUUGGUUCACGAACACGGUCUUCCCCAUGUCCUGCUUCUUCAGCUUGGCACAACCUUUUUCAAGCUACCCGGUGGGGAACUUAGCGCUGGCGAAGACGAGGUUGAGGGUCUUAAACGAUUACUAACCGAGACUCUAGGCCGACAGGAUGGCGUCAAGCAGGACUGGAUCGUCGAGGACACCAUCGGCAACUGGUGGCGGCCGAACUUCGAACCACCGCAGUACCCGUACAUUCCGCCACACAUCACCAAACCGAAGGAGCACAAGCGACUGUUUCUGGUACAGCUGCACGAGAAGGCUCUUUUUGCCGUACCGAAAAACUACAAGCUAGUAGCCGCUCCGCUGUUCGAACUGUACGACAACUCCCAGGGAUAUGGUCCGAUUAUAUCCUCGCUCCCGCAAGCGUUGUGUCGGUUUAACUUCAUCUACAUGUAAAACGCUGGCGCAGUGGUAGUGCUUCGACACUUAGUUCUUAUUGUAAGUUUCCCCCGGAUGCGAAUCGUCACGCCCUUGCUGAUUCAGGUAAAUGGUUUGUUCUAAAACGCAUUCUCUCCUGGUCUGCGGCAUGGGCCGAACUUAUUUACAUUGCUUUGAAGCUAUUGGGAUAGUUUCCCAUAACCCACGCUUUCACAGAUAUAUCUUCGUCCACUUCCAGCGCAAGAACGAACGGAUAGAAAGGUAAUAUCUUAGGACAUGAACAAUUUGUCUCUAAUUGAUGCAUAGAGUAUAGGAUUAAAAUUGCGUAUUAAACAAUGAUU